UAAGAUUUGAGAGAUUACAUUUAACAAGUUGAUUAAGGUAAGAAAUUAAUCAAUUGUAUAUUAUUUUCUAUUUUUAAAAUACACCAACAAAAUGUGACCUGUGACCAACUUCAGCCAUUGAUCAAAUCACUACCCACUGGCAUACACAACUAUGUAUAUUCAUAUAUAUAGAUACACACACUGACAAUUAAAUCAGUCGUCUCCAAAGAAGUGGGUUUGAAGAGGAGGAGACCAUAGAUGGGAGAAGUAGAAAAAGCCAUGAAUCCUGCAAUACACUUUGUUCUGAUACAUGGAAUAAGUUCUGGGAGUUGGUGUUGGUACAAAAUCAAGUGCCUGAUGGAGAAAUCUGGGUUGAAGGUCACUUGUAUUGACCUUAAAAGUGCAGGAAUUGACCCAUCUGAUGCCAAUUCCAUUCUCUCUUUUGAUGAUUACAACAAGCCUCUCUUGGAUUUCAUGUCUUCUUUGCCUCACCAUGAACAGGUAGUAUUGGUGGGGCAUAGUGCAGGAGGGCUUAGUGUGACACAGGUCACACACAAGUUCCCAAAGAAAAUAAGGUUAGCCGUGUAUGUUGCAGCAACCAUGAUCAAGUUGGGAUUCUUGACAGAUGAAGAUACCAGAGAUGGAGUGCCGGAUCUAUCAGGGUUUGGUGAUGUGUUCGAGUUAGGAUUUGGACUGGGAACUGGUCAACCUCCAACAAGUGCAAUUAUUAAAAAAGAAUACCAAAGACCUAUUUGCUUCCAAAUGAGUCCUCAUGAGGAUUGUGCCCUAGCUUCAAUGCUGAUGAGGCCAGGCCCAUUAAUGGCAUUGACAGGGGCCAAGUUCAAAGACAUGGAAGAUGAAGGAGCAGAGAGUGUGGCACGUGUGUACAUAAAAACAAUGUAUGAUAAUGUAGUGAAGGCAGAGCAACAAGAUGCAAUGAUAAAGAGAUGGCCUCCAGCUGAGGUGUUUGUGCUGGAAACUGAUCACAGCCCCUUCUUCUCCUCUCCUUUCCUCCUCUUUGGCUUCCUUCUCAAAGCUGCAACAUCUAUUGGACAUUCUUCAAAUUAACACAUCCUUUUAAUUAGUAAAUGAUUUUCAAUUCUAUUAUAAUAUUUGUUGUGGUAAUUCAAAUUGUAUUGAAGACUACAGGGAACUCUUGGUCUUGGAUAUAUAUAUAAUCCAUCAAUACUACUUUCUUUUCCA
Messenger RNA from Tripterygium wilfordii, 1182 nucleotides. RefSeq names its product methylesterase 17-like. The coding region runs from base 238 to 1047 and encodes 269 amino acids. Gene Ontology annotation, molecular function: methyl jasmonate esterase activity; methyl salicylate esterase activity; methyl indole-3-acetate esterase activity. The transcript is spliced from 4 exons. NCBI's taxonomy places the organism in Eukaryota, Viridiplantae, Streptophyta, Magnoliopsida, Celastrales, Celastraceae. Gene Ontology annotation, biological process: salicylic acid metabolic process; jasmonic acid metabolic process. The record is from RefSeq and is a predicted model, not a curated record.